AUGAUUCAUAAUUCGAAUAGAAAUCCAAUCACAGAUCCUUAUUCUUUAGAGGAUCAAUUAGCAAGAGAAUUGCAAAAACGAAAAGUUGAAGAGGAGAAAAGGAGAAGAGAAAUUGAAAGAAUUUGCGCUGAGAGUGAGGAAAUCAAACUACUUAAAUAAAAAGUUUAGACUGCAUAUGUGACCAAAGAGAGAACUUAAUAAUUGGCUGAAUAAUAGUUGAGAAGAAUUUAAGAGUUGAAAUAAGAAAGUGAAAUAGAAGCAGCGAUUCUUGAAAAGUUGAAAAGAGAACAAGAGGAAGAAAGAUCCAAAGAGAAAUUUAGACUCCAAUAAAGACUAGAGGGGAAAUAUACAUUAUAAAAAUAAAUGAAAGAACAUGAGCAAUUAAGAGAUGAAGCUAGAGAAUAAUACAUUUAUGAGAAGGAACAAGUUAAUAGAGUCAUUCACUAAUUAAUUAAUGAGGAUCGCAAGUUUUUAGAGGAUUAGGCAAAAAAGAAGAAAAUUGCUUUCUCAGACAUGUAAAAUGCUUUAAGAGAAAAGGCAGAAUUGAUAUUUAGAAUGAAAUAACGAGAAAGAGAGGAGAAUCAGAAAUAUUUGGAUUUUAUAAAAGAAAAGGAUAGAUAGGCUCAUGAAAUUAAGGUGAAAAAAUAAGAAGAAAAUGCAGCUAAGUAUAAAGAUAAGAUAUUUCAAAAAUUGAAGGAAGAGGAGGAAAGAAGAAGAUAAGAAGCAGAAUUAUUGACUGAACUUAGAUUUCAACUCUAUCAAGAAUAAUAUGAUGCUUAGUAGAGAUAAAAAGAUAUUGAUGAAGCUAAUAAGAGAGAAUUUCAAAAAAGAGAGAUGUAGUAGGCUGAACAAGAAGCAAGAUUAAAAAAGUAAAGAUAGAAGGAGGAAGAAUAAUAGAUGGAAAGAGAUUUCAGAGAUCAAAUGAUGAGAAAGUUUGCUGAAGAUGAUAAACUUGAAUAAUUAGGAUAAUAAAAACGAAGAAUGAAGGAAAUAGAACAUAAAAGAGAAGUUGAAAGAUUAUGGCAAUAGAAAUUGGAAAUGUAUUAAAUGGAAAAGCAGAAAGAACUUGAAUAACUAGAAAGAUAAAGAAGAGAAGAGGCUUAUAAAUAAUUAGUGGUAGAGGAGGAAAAAAAUCGUAUUCUUCAAGAACAUUUACAAUAAGUUGGAGAAUUCAUUCCAAAAGGACUCCUAUUAAAAUAAGGAGAUUCUCAAUUUAUUAAGUAAGGAUAAUCAAAUGCAAGUUAUUAAUCUGGUUUUAGAAUAUGA
This is a messenger RNA of Paramecium tetraurelia, 1266 nucleotides long. RefSeq lists its product as uncharacterized. The transcript has 4 exons. NCBI's taxonomy places the organism in Eukaryota, Ciliophora, Oligohymenophorea, Peniculida, Parameciidae. The record is from RefSeq and is a predicted model, not a curated record.